AUGAUUUCGAAACGUGAUAGAGAUAUUUUCAGAGAUGAUAUUCGUGCACGAGGAACAAAGCUGAGCGCUGCUGAGCGUGAGAGUAUUCUGAAGCCUUAUCUGCCGGAACCGUCAGAACUUCCACGUCGACCACCUCAACGAAAGAAAGUAGCAGCUCGAAAGACCCCUAUCCGCACAUUUUUUAAAUCCCAGAUACAUCACUUUGCCUACACCGUCGUUCAUAUUUUUUUUGGGAUCACUGUGCGUCUUAUCCAGUGUUAUCAUGCUAUUCUGGAUCGGAUUCUAGCUAUUAUCUACUACCAUCAUCGUACGCCAGAGUUGAUUCGGAAGGAUGUAAAAAAUCUGGAUCGCCUGCCUGAGCAUCUAAGUGUGAUAUUAUCACUACGGCUGGAGGAUGAUGCGCUGGCCAUAUUAAUGGACGAAGUGGCAGAACUGGCUGCCUGGAGUGCUAGUGCCGGAAUACCUGUGUUAAGUAUAUAUGAAAGAAGGGGUGUUUUAAAGUCCUGUAUUCCUAUUUUGCAUCAGGUCGUUACGACCAAACUAGCUUCAUAUUAUGGUGCCCCCUCCCAACAACCAUCACUGCGACUCUUUGCUCCUCACCACCCUAUCCAUCAAAGCCAACAUUCAACCUCAAGCACUAGUGCAGAAGCACUUACAAUUCUUCUUCUAUCUGCUACAGACGGUCAAGAGACCUUUGUGGACCUUACUAAAACUCUAGCAGAAAUGUCCCAGAACGGUAAAUUGUCUCCAGAGGAUAUCACCAUGGAACUGGUCGAUGCAGAAAUUAGCGAGAUAACCACGCAGCCUUCACAAGUAACAGCACAAACUCCUAGCAGAAGCAAAGCAGCUCCUGUUUCAGUUUCGCUAAAGCCUGAGCCCGACCUACUUUUAGUGUUUGGGCCCUUCUUGAAACUGGAUGGCUAUCCACCUUGGCAUAUUAGGCUCACGGAAAUGUUUUGCACAGGCAGUAAAACCAGCAACGUGAAUGGUUAUGGGGAACCUGUUGAGUAUCAGGGUUUUUGUAGGGGUUUAUGGCAUUAUGCAGGUGCACAAAUGAGGUUCGGUCGAUAA
Messenger RNA from Aspergillus tanneri, 1071 nucleotides. RefSeq names its product ditrans,polycis-polyprenyl diphosphate synthase. The record is from RefSeq and is a predicted model, not a curated record. Lineage: Eukaryota; Fungi; Ascomycota; Eurotiomycetes; Eurotiales; Aspergillaceae. The transcript has 2 exons. The coding region runs from base 1 to 1071 and encodes 356 amino acids. Gene Ontology annotation, cellular component: endoplasmic reticulum membrane; dehydrodolichyl diphosphate synthase complex. Gene Ontology annotation, molecular function: ditrans,polycis-polyprenyl diphosphate synthase [(2E,6E)-farnesyl diphosphate specific] activity.